UAAACACGAAAUCUCAGGUUGCAGUAUAUAUAUCCAGAGCUGUCAAUUCUCUACCAGUCAUUCGAUUGGUUGUAAGGGGAAUUGUCCUGUAGAUCGGUGCACUUCAACACUUGUCUGUCUGUGUUGUGAAAUGUAAAUGUCAGAACAGGAAAUAAGACAUCUUACGACAUGUCGUAAUUCAGAAUUAGGAGAGUUAUGUGGUGCAUUGGUUGCCUGUGCAUUAUGGGGACUUAAGCACGUGGUGGCACUCUGUGAAAUAUGACUACAAAUUACGGAACCACAGAAAGCAAUCUAGCGGAGGUACCCCCCGUUAUCGUGGUCAACCCAGGAAAGCAAAGGAGCAAUGGCGUCACUGAAUCCAAUGAAUUGCUGUCUCAAGGCCAUUCGGAACACACAAUGAUCAAGGAGUUUGAUCGUGUGGACUCGGAAGAUGACAUAAUGGGGGAGUAUCGAGAGGAAUGUAAAAUCGGAACCGGAUGUUUGCGGAAAAGGACGGGGCUGGAGAAGUGUUUUGGGGGGUGUAUCGUCGUCCUUUUGAUUCUCACUCUUGCCUUAAUCAUCGCGUUAGCACAACGAAAAAGUGGACCAGAAUCUCGACAAGUCUGCGAAACCAAAGAAUGUAUUCUUGCAGCAAGUUCCAUUCUUAAAGCCAUGGACCAAACGGUUGAUCCGUGCACUGAUUUCUACAAGUACGCAUGCGGGGGCUGGGAGCGAGACACACCCAUCCCCCCAGGUUAUUCAAUGUGGGACAGGAUUCAGGAAUUGUCAUACACAAAUCUCCAUCAUCUCAAAGACAUACUAGAAAAACCACAGCAUCCGGUUAAUUAUGACUCCGGAAAGAAGACCCGGAAGUUUUACCAAAGUUGUAUGUCAGAGAGUCGGCAGAGGAGAGAUCAGACGCUUGCCGACUUCACCGAUCUCAUCCGGAACGUAUCCUCCGGGGAUAGUUUCAACUUCGCCGUGGUGCUGGAGAAGGUGCACCUCCUGGACGCAUGGCCGUUAUUCACGGUGUCUGUAGGCCCCAAUGAAAAGUCAGCUCAGGAUAUUAAUGUUGCUAGGAUAGAUUAUGGGUAUGCCCAAUACCCCUUCCAGAGUUUCCCCAAGCCGUCCAACCCUCCUGCCACCGUCGUCAUUACGGCCCCGUCAAACAACGAAACCAUCCCCGCCUCCCCCGCCACCCCCUCAACUAAACGAGUACAGAGAGCCACGCCCACCUAUCUCAGCUGGGACCUAGACCAGAUAGUUAGGAACUAUAAGAAGGAGACAAAGAGGAUAUUGAAGGUCGUGUUCAACAAGACUGAUCAAGCAGCAGAGUUACUAUCAGAGAAACUCUUGGAACUGGAGAAGCAAAUCGGAUGGGCACGAAACAGUGAACAGGACGCCCAUAACAGAUCGGCAGCAUACAACACCAUAAAGGUCAAGGAACUUCAGAUCAAAUGUCCCAUGCUGUCCUGGGACAUGUACCUGUCCAGAGUUCUUUUCCAAUCUCACGUGACAGUCACUGCCGACACAGAAGUGAUGGUGCUACAUGAGACAGGACUCGCCCAGCUGUGUUCUCUUGUACAGUCCUAUAACAAGGACCACGCAAAAUCCAGUAUCUUACAACAUUACCUACUAGUGCAUCUGGUGAGGUCAUUCAUGCCUUUCUUUGACGUCAGCACUUUCGAUGACGAUGUUGUCGAAAUUGAAGAAGAGAUUGAGAAUGAAGGGGAGCACUGGAGGAGAUGUGCCUUCUAUACAAAUAAAGCUUUCGGCUUUGUAACGGGCGCCAUGUAUGUCAACGAGACAGAGAGAGGGGCGACAGUCACACAGAUACAAACUUUGGUAAAAGACAUUAAGUUAGCUUUUAAAGAUUACCUGUUAAACAAGAUAUGGAUGGACGAGACAACAAGAAAGCAUGCGGAAGAAAAGGUGUCGGACAUGUUGGAAAAGAUCAGUUAUCCCACAGAAAUUUUGAAAUCUCACUUCUUGGACCAAUAUUACAGCCAGUUUGAGGUGAGCGAUGAUUGGUUCAUCAACAUAAGGAAUAUGAAGUCUUUCCGCGUGACCAAGAGCGUGGAAAUGUAUGAUAAAGCGGUGGACAGACACAGCUGGAUUCAGCCACCCGUGACGGUGGAGGCGGACUACUCACCCGAGAAGAACGACAUCCUGUUCCCUAUCGCCAUGUUUCACCUGCCCUUCUACUCGCCCAACGGGCCUCAGGCGUUAAACUUUGGAGCAAUGGGAGCGGUUAUAGGACAUGAAAUCACGCAUGCGUUUGACAUUACAGGUCGCCAGUACGACAGUAAGGGGAAGUUGAAGGAUUGGUGGGAACCAUACACGGUCGAACUUUUCCGGGAAACCACAACAUGUAUGAAAGACCAGUACAAUGGCUUCAAGCUGGAAGGACUACAGGUUAAUGGCGAGAAGACUCUAGAUGAAAACAUAGCGGACAAUGGUGGACUAAGAGCUGCUUAUAUUGCCUUCCAAAUAUGGGAGAAACAACACGGGGAAACCCCGCCCCUUCCGGGUGUGGGCUUGACUGACAAACAGAUGUUUUUUGUGAGUCAUGCACAGAUGUUUUGCACCAAGUGGAAACAAUCCGGUCUUAGAAAUUAUCUACUCAGCGACAGACAUGCCCCGGGUCCCCUUAGAGUAAAGGGAAGCCUGCAGAACUCCAACACGUUCGGUAAGGCCUUUGACUGUCCGUUUAUCAACGAGUACAGUCCACAGGUCAAGUGCGAGGUGUGGUGAUGGCACCGAACGCUGACCGCUGACUGGGCAUUACAUGAAGGAGGGCGGACAACUCGGCUUUUGUUGUCAAAUUCCAGAAAUAUCAAAAGAGACAAGAAAAAAACAAACAAAUAUGGGCAGCCGUGUUAUUGAACAAUUUGUUCACAUAAAAUAUUCAAGAGGUUCCAUGACGAGUGUUUCAUUCAUACCUGAAUGAAUUUUUCUUGCGUAUGUCACAUAGCACUCGUAUAUCUUUUUGGCACACCUUUUAAACUUUUAAAUUUUUACAUAGCUCUACAUUUUUUAAAAUAGAAAUUGUUAUCUUAUGAAGACAAGUGCCUGUGACCACAAUGCUUGCUCUGUGAAUAAAAAACAUCCUUCAUUCGUUAAGUCCGCGGAUUGUAUGAGGAUUAAACCUGAGUUGAUUUUCUUUACCCAUUUUCACAUACCUUUGUGUAUGAAGGUGAAAGGAAAUCACGUGUUUUGCACGUGCUCAAUGUGUCUCGGCCUUUGUAUGUUUUGUAGCGCUAUGCAAAAUUAUUUUGCUUGCUGAUCAAGAAGUGAUUUCUUGCGCCAUAUUUUGCAGAUGGUUGUUUCCAUUAAAGCUGUGAUUUAUCUUCAAUAGAAUUGCUUGUUCAUCAAAAUAGCUGUGAUUUUUCUUAGAUAAUUAUGUUGUGAUAUUUGCUUUCUUCCUUGCUUACCAGUUUUAUUGGACUGGAUAAAAGCUUGCAGUAUUAUGAGUAAUGGCCAAUCAAUCUUAAAAAUUAAUUUGUAUUUCGUUAAUAACUUAUCUUAAGAUUGAAACUAUAAUAAUUACUGAUAUUUGUUAUUUAAAGUGUCAUAUUUAUCGUAUUUUGUUAUUGUGACGUCACAAGAUAAAACAUUCCAUGUUGAUUUUUUUGAAAUGCAUUUUCCAGUUGUAAAAUGUAUGUAUUCUUGUUUUCAUAUUUUAACAAAUGACUGUUUAUGAAUGUUACGAUGUUACUAUUGACUGUAUAUCAUAACCCUUCGAGUAUUUGUUCACUUUUUUUUAGCACUGCUAUCCUCAUUUUGGUAGUAGUUGUUGAAUGUUGUGAUGUGCUAGAGAUUUCAGAACUUGUGGUUCUAGAUUUUUACGCCUAUUUUUGUACACGUAUCCCUGGAAGAAUGUCUACAUUUAUAGAGAUUUGUUAUCUAUGUGUAGAUAAACCGAUCUGUGGUUGGGUUAUUUUUAAUAUUUAAGAAUUGGUGGAUUGGAAAUGCUGCCUAUGCAAUAGAGUUUGUUGGAAAUAAUUAAAGAAUGAUGAAGAUA
Molecule: messenger RNA, 4003 nt
Organism: Magallana angulata
Lineage: Eukaryota; Metazoa; Mollusca; Bivalvia; Ostreida; Ostreidae
Product: endothelin-converting enzyme homolog
Exons: 21
Coding region: 259-2733 (824 amino acids)
Biological process (GO): protein processing
Cellular component (GO): plasma membrane
Molecular function (GO): metalloendopeptidase activity
Source: RefSeq, a predicted model, not a curated record